Molecule: messenger RNA, 678 nt
Organism: Saccharomycodes ludwigii
Lineage: Eukaryota; Fungi; Ascomycota; Saccharomycetes; Saccharomycodales; Saccharomycodaceae
Exons: 1
Coding region: 1-678 (225 amino acids)
Source: RefSeq, a predicted model, not a curated record
AUGUUACAUAAAAUAGCUAAUGGUAAAAAGGAAAGAUCUGGACUAUCAGUAACGAAAAAACAAUUAAACACACUGGCUAUACGGUUUAUACAUCAAACACCAACAUCAAUGAAAACAAAAUCUAUUACUGGACCUUCUGCUUUAUCGUCUUCUAUCUCAAGCAACAAAACAAAUACCAAUAGAACAAUGAAAAUUAAAGUCUUUUCCUAUGGUAACCUUACAAGUAUUGAUAACAAAAAUACCCAUAGCACCACUAAAAUCUCAGGAAGUUCUAAUAAGAAAAAUUCUCUUAAGAAAGAUGGUACUUCAAAUCCUCCACUUGUUUAUAUUAACAACAAAAGCCGUCCUAAAAUAUGUCAUGUGAAUAAAAUUAGCAAGGAAGGGAGAAAUCAGCCAUCACCAAUGUUUGUCAAACGGAAAAAUACACAAAAAAAUGAGCCUAGUCAAGAGUCAAUAAAUAUUCAUAAUAAAAAUUCUAAUACGCUGAAAAAGAAAAUAUCACAAACGGUAAAUCAAAAACAAAUAAAAGAUCGCGAUGCUUUGUUAAAAGAAUUAGAACAUAUUAUUGCCGAUCAAACAACAGAAAAAACAUCUCAGCUUCUCAAAAUUCUGCGUUCUUGUCAUCAUUUUAUCAAAAAUACAGACGUUAAUUUAUCCAAUCAAAGGAAACCCAACUAA